AUGGCAUAUGACGGAGGAUACGGGGGCCAACAGCGGCCGUAUGCUGGUUCAGCGGCACAGGCCCCCGCGGCGAGAGGUUACGGAGGGCCUCCGCCGCCACAGCAGCAGUAUAAUGGGUAUCACGAUAACGGCUAUGGCGGUGACGGAGCAGGAGGAGGAGGAUACGGGCCAGAGUAUGGAAACACCCAAUAUCAAGAUGGCGGCUAUGGCCAGAGUCCUCCUGGCCGAGCAAGAGGAGGUCGACCUCCGCAAGAUGGUGGUCGAGGAGGUCCUUAUAUGCCCGAAGGCCAACGAGGGGCCAACUAUCCUCCGAGAGGCGGUAUGGGUCCUCCAAAUAGGGGCAGGCCGAGUGUGCCACGAGGAGGUGGACCACCAGGCCAUCCCGCAGGCGGUCGUCAACCGAUGGAUAACGGCCCUAUGCUCCCUCAAGGAGGCCCAGGGUUCGCCAAUGGCAACUACCAGUCUGGCAAUGGAUAUGAGCUUGCAAACCAGAUGUCACAGAUGGAUCUAAAUGGACAAGAUCCUAGAAGCCCACCCCGCCGACCACCUCCGGCUCGAAACGGCUCCCAAAACUACGGAGAUUCGCGACAAGGACAGCCUAGGCCAGGACCUGAUGGCUACGUGGGCUAUGGUGACGGCGGAUACGGCGCUCGACAGCAACCUGGUCCACAUGGAGCUCAGCGAAGCAUGACGAUGCCGUACAAUAGCUCCGGAAGCCGUGGAGUACCACAGAGGCCUGCUACGACAACGGGAAAUCGGCCUCCGCCUCAAAGAACCUAUCCUCAGGAUAACCAGGCGCCGCCACCGCCGCUGCCAGGACAGUACAACAACGGAUAUGACCCAUCAUAUGCCAACGCCAUUGACGAUGUAUACGACUCUUAUUACGACGAGCCGAGAGCGAGCAUAUCAAGUCACAACUCGUCACACAACUCACAUGCGCAUAAAAGCAGCAUUUCAAGCCUGCCUGACUUUGAUGCUAUUCCCACUCAUAGCAAGCGAGAUUCUUUCGAGCAGUCUAUGCGAGCAGCGCCUGAGCAGCCGCAGCAGGGAGCUUACCAAACUGCCAAGCUGGGCCAUGCCCGCUCCAUGGUAGAGAUGCGCGAGCCGCAAUCCGCGGUAUUCGAGAUGGCCGCCGACAUCCCCGAAGUUCCAGCCAUUCCCCAGACGCAUGCGUAUCAGCCGGGAUAUAAUCAAGGAUACAAUGGGCCUGCAGGAUACACUCAGCCACCGAUUCCGCGAGGCCCGAGUGCGCCUCCAGGUGCAGCCGGCAAUCCACAUUCUGGAUUUGGGAGCAAUCGUCCGCCUAUAGUCAGGCCAGGUACCGCUGCACCCACCAACCCAGACGGCCUGCCUGCACAUCCAACGCCUAUACGUCCGGGUCAAAUGGAAAACUCGCUGGUGAAUCCGAGUGCCAAGCCUCCUCCUGUCCGAAGCUAUGGAGGCAGUCCUCAGACGGGGCUGCCGCCUCAGCAGCAGCAACAGUAUCAGCAACAACAACAACAACAACAGCAGCAGCAGCAGCAACAAGCACCCAUGCAGCAACAAAUGCGGCAACCGCAACAGCAGCAGUAUUCUCCUCAACAGCCAUUGGACCAGGGCAUGCCAGCGCCCAGAGCGCCGCCUCCGCCGCGGGAGAGAGAACCUCCAGUCACCCCCGGCGAGCUGGAACAUUUGAGGAUGGUUGUCAAAGGCAAUCCCAACGACCAGGCGACCGCGCUGAAAUUGGCGAAGCGUCUCAUCGAAGCUUCCGACGUGCUUGUGCCAAAUAUCCCCGACCCGAGAGGCAAGUCAAAAGCUCGCGAACGAUAUCUUGUGGACGCCCACAAGAUCCUCAAGAAGCUGGUCAACUCUCAGAAUGGAGACGCAAUGUUUGUGAUGGCAGAUGGCGUGGGUAGGGGUUUAUUUGGUCCCGACGGAGAUUCCAAAGAGGCCUUUACGCUAUAUCAAUCUGCCGCGAAGCUGGGCCAUGCUGCGGCUGCCUACCGUACGGCUGUAUGCUGUGAGAUUGGCCACGAGGAAGGCGGCGGCACUCGCAAGGAUCCUAUGAAGGCGAUUCAGUGGUACAAACGCGCGGCGACUCUAGGCGAUCCGCCAGCCAUGUACAAGGUUGGCAUGAUCCUUCUCAAAGGUUUGUUGGGCCAACCCAAGAACCCUAGGGAGGCUGUGGGCUGGCUGAAGCGAGCGGCAGAGAGAGCAGACGGAGAGAAUCCUCACGCUCUCCACGAACUCGGAUUGCUCUACGAAUCGGCAUCAGGCAACGAUGUCAUUAUUCGGGAUGAGCAGUACGCCUUGAGCCUGUUCCAGCAAGCAGCAGAAAUUGGAUACAAAUUCUCCCAGUUUAGACUGGGCUGUGCGUACGAAUAUGGACUGCUGGGAUGUCCCAUCGACCCGCGGCUCUCCAUCGUCUGGUACUCGAAAGCAGCACAGCAGGAAGAGCAUCAGUCGGAACUUGCUCUUAGUGGCUGGUACCUGACGGGAAGCGAAGGUGUCCUAGGCCAGAGUGACACGGAGGCGUAUCUGUGGGCGAGGAAGGCUGCCGUGGCGGGUCUGGCCAAGGCAGAGUACGCGAUGGGCUACUUCACCGAGGUGGGCAUCGGUGUCCCGGCAAACAUGGAAGAUGCCAAGCGAUGGUAUUGGCGAGCAGCUGCACAAGAUUUCCCCAAGGCCAGAGAACGAUUGGAAGACUUGAAACGAUCCGGCAAAGAAAAAGCUCGUCCGAGGGAGCGGAUAUCUCGAAGCCAAAAGCAACAGGAAGGAGAUUGUGUAGUGAUGUAA
Messenger RNA from Trichoderma gamsii, 2775 nucleotides. RefSeq lists its product as hypothetical. The transcript has 3 exons. The record is from RefSeq and is a predicted model, not a curated record. Gene Ontology annotation, molecular function: protein binding. Lineage: Eukaryota; Fungi; Ascomycota; Sordariomycetes; Hypocreales; Hypocreaceae. The coding region runs from base 1 to 2775 and encodes 924 amino acids.